Messenger RNA from Kwoniella shivajii, 453 nucleotides. RefSeq lists its product as uncharacterized. The coding region runs from base 1 to 453 and encodes 150 amino acids. The transcript is spliced from 4 exons. Lineage: Eukaryota; Fungi; Basidiomycota; Tremellomycetes; Tremellales; Cryptococcaceae. The record is from RefSeq and is a predicted model, not a curated record.
AUGAUCACUCCUGCUAUCUUCAUCACCCUUAUCUCUCUCUUAUCCCUUGUCACGUCAUCUCCCGUCGCUAAGCGAUACUCUGCAGUCAAAAUCCGAUCUGCAAGAGACAACAAAUGUCUUUCUCCCUUCGGUAAUAAGUGGGUCGCAGGUACUCAGGUAACCAUUGUGGACUGCACUUCUGCAGCUAGAUGGGAUAUCAAUCCUGGCAGUGGCAGUAUCAUCCUUCAUGGAUCUACUUUUGCUUUAGAUGCUGGAGCUGGGAAUGCUAAUAACGAGCUGGUAAAGCUUGGAAACUCUGCUCCAGGAUCAUUUGCGCAGACCUGGUACUUGACCACCGACGAUCGAAUUGCCAUCACCGGUGGAACUCAAUGUCUUGAUGAAGGCAUCAAUGCCCCUCAGACUUAUCAAUGCAGUUCAGGAAACACUAAUCAAGUCUGGAUCGUCGAUCAGUAA